AUGCCUCAGAUUUCAAACACUCCAGAAUCUUUGCUUCCUCGCUCAGAUUCUCGAAACCCAGCGACAACAUGUAGAGGCAUAACCGCCCAAGGCCGGCCCUGCCGCCGCUCUUUGGCAUCUCCAAAUCCAUCGCCUGCUUCUACUCCCCGAAAGAAGGAUCCUCGCCAGGAAGCUAUAGAUGCGGCAUCUUUGUACUGCUGGCAGCACAAAGAUCAAGAUUCAUCAGUGAAUCCACAUACGACUGUCCUCACUCCGUCCAAGACGAGGACAAGCAUCGAUACAUUAAUGGGUCGACUGGGUGUGCUCGAAAUAAACGAUGACCCAGUCUCUCCAAAGCCAAAGCCUCCCCACAAACGGUGGGCAAAUCAAAGCAGGCCCAGUCAAAAGCGCCGACCGAAGAAAAAGACCACCUUUUGCUGUUUCCAGAUCGUGGAAGACAGCGGCGAGGACGACAGACCGGCCUCAGUCCAACGGCCUAAACCCCCUACAAGUGGUGUUUCGCCUUCCUCAAAUCCGAAUCAAAAGAUCAAACUGCCCGCCUCAGCCGGAAGGCCACAGCAUACGCAAGUGUCACCAACUCCAACAUCCCGACCAUCUACGGGGAAGCCUUCACAGCCCUUAUCGUCGUGGAUCCCGUCUACAGUUUCCCCGCAGACAACAUCCACUCUUGUAGCAGAACUGGCCAAACCGAUCUCUAGCGCCGACGACGAAGGCUAUAUCUAUAUGUUCUGGGUGACACCCCAAACAACUACCACACAACGGAGCGCUGAAUCCACAUCAACGCGAGACAUAGCAUCUUCCCCACUACCCCAAUCCCCACAAAGUAGCAACCAUCUUCACCCACCCAGCCAGCCACGCAGCGUCAGUGAGGCAAUCCGUGCAGCACGGGACCUCAAUGCCCUCACCUCAAACCCAACAUCAACCACGGCCGGAACGCUUAGGCUGAAGAUCGGACGCACGAGCAAUGUACACCGUCGACUCGCUGAAUGGAGUAAACAGUGCUCGUACGACUUGACCUUGAUCCGUUAUUACCCUUACACGCCAUCGUCAUCCUCGUCAUCUUCCCCUGCUAGGGUGGUGCCAUCCCAAAACAGCCGCAAUAGGGCGCCUUCGGCCUCUUUAGUAGCUGGAAGGAAAGUCCCGCAUGUGCAUCGCGUGGAACGACUCAUUCACCUUGAGCUGGCAGAUCUGCGCGUGCGAGACUUAGGACAGUGUCCUGAGUGCGGGAAGGAGCAUCGGGAAUGGUUUGAGGUCGAGGCUGAGAAGGAGUCCCUAAGGAGAGUGGAUGAAUGUAUCCGACGAUGGGUCUCCUGGGCCGAGUCGAUUCCUUGA
Penicillium verrucosum is the source of this 1332-nucleotide messenger RNA. RefSeq lists its product as uncharacterized. The record is from RefSeq and is a predicted model, not a curated record. NCBI's taxonomy places the organism in Eukaryota, Fungi, Ascomycota, Eurotiomycetes, Eurotiales, Aspergillaceae. Bases 1 to 1332 code for a protein of 443 amino acids. The transcript has a single exon.